Amoebophrya sp. A25 is the source of this 605-nucleotide messenger RNA. Lineage: Eukaryota; Dinophyceae; Syndiniales; Amoebophryaceae. The record is from the annotation of a GenBank genome assembly.
GUUCGCGCGCGGCCCGAACGCCUCACACGUGCUACGCCCUCGGGCGCUCUUACCAUCUGUCACUAUGGACACCGAUGUAAGGGCGCUAAGGACCUUCCUGACGGACCGAUGUUGUUGUUGGGUUUAAUGGGGAAAAGGCGCAUUCUACUGCGCUACGUUGUUCCUUUCCAAACCUUCAUUCUAAUUCAUCUCCGCCGCACACUCUCACCCGAACACUCCCCCGCGUGCCGCCCAUCCUCCGCUCUAUGCCGCCGGCCGCACCUUACCUGCACGCGGCAACAAGGACGGAUGGGCAGCACUUACACUGCCCAUCGACGCCCUCGGGCCGCGGUACUCGUCCUGCGCGCGUCCGUAUGGCCGGGGCUCUCAACGCCGGUGUGUCCGUUCCGCGUGGGCGGUGGAGCCGUGCCCGCUGCGGUGACCGUACGCACUUAUCUAAAUGGGACCUCUCCAAUUCUAUCUAUUUCGUGUUACUCACGCUGCCCCACGACCCCUCCCUGCGAACGCACCUCGGCGUCCCUGCGCGGUUCGUCACGGCGGUGACUGGGCGGGCGCGCUCCCCUUCUUUUCCGUCAAAAAAGGAUCUCCUCAUGCACCCUAUAUAG